Molecule: messenger RNA, 1872 nt
Organism: Symbiodinium pilosum
Lineage: Eukaryota; Dinophyceae; Suessiales; Symbiodiniaceae
Source: the annotation of a GenBank genome assembly
AUGGGAAACGAAGCGUCCACUGGAAAUGUGACGUCUGCUCUGAAAGCAACCAAGAGGUCUAGCAACUUGCUCCUUGCCGGCUGGCAGAAGAGAAAGUUACCGACGCAACUCUUCGGAGUUGUUCGACAUACUGAACGUGCAGAUGGAGUCUUUGCAUUCUGGGAGAACGGCAGAUGGUCGAGCUCCGAGGACUGUAGGAGGUUCCCCCUGGAUCCACCACUCAGUGACGCAGGUCACGAGCAGGCAGAGAUCCUGGGCGUCAAUAUCCAACAGUUUGCUGAGCGGAAAGGCACUGACUUCCACGUGGUCGUUUGCUCGCCUUAUUCGCGGUGCGUGCAGACGGCAGUGAAGAUCUGCAAGCACUUAGGACCGCAAGUCAAGAUGCUGAUUGACCAGUCGCUGGGCGAGAUCUAUGGCCCGUCGGUGAUGGGGGAGGCCCAGCCUCGCGACCACAUGCGGGCAUUCACCGUGGCCGUGGACUACUGCAGAGAACACGACAUCAGCGUCGUAACCAGAGCGGUGGGGCAGAAGCCGGUCUGGCCCGAGUCGCUGCAAGAUGCGCGGCGGAGAUUUGCGCUGCGCUUCUUGCAGUACCUGCAGCGUGGCGCUGUGGCAAAGCGGAAUUUUCUCAUCGUUACGCACGGCGACUGCAUCGGGUCAGUCAUGAGCAUCAUGCCGGAACAACAGGAUCUGCUGGUGGAGAAGGUGGAGUACGGUGCGGCGAUUUUGGCAUCUAGGCAGAUGUCGCAGCGCCUGCCACCAACGCCGAAGAUGCCGAAGCAAUCCUCCUCUCGAGGCAUGUCGGCCGUUAUGCCAAUGUCAGCAGAGGAGGAAGCCAUGGUCGAAGGCAACAACGACUUUCCGCUCCAGGAGAGACUGGAGCACAUCGCUGAGGGCUUCGAGGACACCGAGGGAUCGGCAUCUGCUCACCGGGAGCCUGACAAGUGGGCCAUACCCGCAGAUGCGGUUGGCAAAAAUGACAUGGAAGUCAACAAGCUGUCGCAGAAGGUUGUGACUGGCUGGAACUGCGAGACAAUGAACAUUGCAUUUGGGAGGAAGAAGAGUAAAGGGUCCAAGUUGGCAAAGCGUCUGACAGCCCUUGUGGAGUCCGGGCCCUUUUCCAUGCAGAAAGUCGAGAAGCUCUUAGGAGCUAUUCCGCAGACGCCUCUCGGAGACAGCACCCCGCAGCCGCUGACUCCGAUGGUAAACCAUAGCACAACGCUCUCGAUGCAAUCCGGGCUGUCAGCAUCCACGUACCUGUUCGGCGGUUCUCAAGUCGACUCGGAGGAGUUCAAUCCUUUCAUACCAGCCAGUCCAGGCGCAACCAAUCAGCGCGUGCUUAGCUCCCAGCUGGACUUCCAGAAAAGAAAGAUGGAAUUAUCUCAAGCCUCGCAGAGAUCGGCCUCUGCCGUAGAUAAGUUAUCGCUGAAACAGUAUUUGAACCCACUAGAGGGUGUGAAGGAAGACUUCGAGAGGAGUCCUUCAAAAUGCUCGGCCCAGGGAUCUGCGGCGGUAGACGCUCCGGAGCCCCGCCGACAUGAGGAGGAUUCUUCCCCUCUUGUUCUGGAUGGGAGGUUUAGUGACUCGGGCGAGGGUGCUCGCUCAUCAAAAGGUAGCCACAUCAGUUUACUCAGUCAUGAAGAUGCCUCUCCGGUGAAGGAACUUCCAAAGAGACCGGAGCCUGUUGUGCCUGUGGCACCUGCUUCAGUCUCUGCUUCCAAGGAGACAACAUCGACAUGCACGACAGCUUCGAUGGCAACCCCGCCCCCAAAGCCAGUUGAGGAGCCGACAAAGAACUUCAGCGCUCCAGGAAAAUCCAGCCUCCUACAGCGGAGACGAGCAAGUCUCGGCAUCGCACCUCUUGGUCAGUGA